Messenger RNA from Myzus persicae (green peach aphid), 1566 nucleotides. Its product is annotated as alcohol dehydrogenase [NADP(+)]-like. The coding region runs from base 166 to 1128 and encodes 320 amino acids. The record is from RefSeq and is a predicted model, not a curated record. Gene Ontology annotation, molecular function: aldose reductase (NADPH) activity. Gene Ontology annotation, cellular component: cytosol. NCBI's taxonomy places the organism in Eukaryota, Metazoa, Arthropoda, Insecta, Hemiptera, Aphididae. The transcript is spliced from 7 exons.
UCGCGUGGACCGCUGCCGUGGUAAUCGUCAGGUACACACAAAUCGGCGCAGUCGUCGCCGGUCCGUCCGCUCGAGCACAAUACACACACAAUAGUUUAUUCUAAUAAAAUAUUGUUUUUAUUUUUAUUUUAUUUUUUAUCCAGAGACAAACGACUACUGCACACUAUGGAGUACCUGAAGUUGAGUUCCGGCGGCAGCAUGCCGAUAGUCGGCUAUGGUACAUGGCAGGCUUUGGACAAUGUUUUGGAAGAGGCCUUGAACGAAGCUCUGAAGAGUGGGUACAGGCACAUCGACACGGCCACGGCUUACAACAACGAACACGUCAUAGGAAAAGUUUUGAACGAAUGGAUAACGUCCGGCAAAGUGACUAGAGACGAGUUAUUUAUCGUCACCAAGCUCCCUCCUUUCAAGAAUCGGCCUGAGGACCUGGAGGGGUGUUUAAUAAAAUCGCUCAAAGACUUGCAACUGGACUACGUCGACAUGUACUUGGUGCACACUCCGUUCAGCGUGACCACUGGUAACACGGCCGCCUAUGGCGAGAUGAAAAUCGAUCCCAGCACGGACCACUUGGCGAUUUGGGAGGUGAUGGAGAAACAGGUGGCUUGCGGCCGAGCAAAGGCGAUCGGCUUGUCGAACUUCAACGUUAAACAGAUACAGAGGGUGCUGGACAACUGCAAGAUCAAGCCUGCCAACUUGCAAGUGGAAAACCACCUGUACCUCCAACAGCCCGAGCUCAUCGAAUUUUGCAAGAGCAACGGUAUCGCUGUGACCGCGUACUCGUGUUUGGGCGCUAAGGGCGGCCGGGAAGUCUUGGGCAUGAAUUGGACCAAAGAAUUGCCAGAAAUGUUGGAAAACGACGUGGUGUUGAGCAUUGCGGAGAAACAUGGCAAGACUGCGGCCCAAGUUUUGUUGCGGUUUAUUGUCCAGAAAGGCAUCGCGGUCAUUCCAAAAAGUACAAAUCCACAGCGGUUGGCGUUAAAUAUACAGAUUUUCGACUUUAAAUUGGACGAGAAAGACAUGGAGGCCCUGAUUGGCCAAGACGCCGGAGAAGGAGGCCGCAUCAUUUGGCUUUUGUUCUUCAAAGGAAUCACCGAUCAUCCAGAAUAUCCUUUCGAAAAGAUCGCUUGAGCUCGAAUUUAAUUAUACGACAAAUACAACAGCCCACCAGUACACUCGAAUGAACGAAAUUCAAACAAUAUACAAUUUCAUUCGACGAAUUCUAUUUAUUUAUAAACAUUUUAUUUUGCGCCUAUACCUCAUGCUGUUGUUGUUCACGUCGAUCGAUUCGUAUUUUAUGCAUCUACUCGCCUAUCCAAACACUGCAAGGAUUAUGUCGUCUAGGAGUAUCGUAUAAAAUAAUCGAUUGUAUAUUCACAGUGCGCACGUGUGUAUCUAUAGAUAUGUUUAAAAAAAAAAAAAAAACUUUACUAUUAUUUACAAAUUAUUAUUAGAAAUGUACCGUAUACGAAUGAAUACAUAUUGUACCGAUAUUAAGUCAAAUCAUGUUAAAAUUAUAAUUAUUAGUUAUGAAUUAUAUUAAAACACGCACUUGCAUUCAACAUAAUA